CAGUAUGAAUAACUUUCUAUACGGUAAACAGCAGCCGCCUCAGUAAACCGGGAAUAUUCGGUUUAGAAAGCGCGUUGGCCGAUGCUGUGCGGAACCGAGUGCAGCCACUCGGACGAUAAUCAUGCAUUCAUAAUGCAAACUGUGUAAACACACGAGAAUCAUGCAGCGGAACAUGAGCGUGAUGGUCGGAUCUCUGUAGGUGAAUCGAUUCACUCAGGCGCAGUACUUUACAGCAGCAAGUCUAAAGUGAAUCAGGAGUCGGUUGGGUGAGCCUGUCAUCCCAGCACGGUUUAUGAGAUUAAAAAGGUAUUCAUUAUCUGCAGAAAUUGAUCACUAAUCGGACACCCAAGUUGGGGGUUACAAGUUAAUGAAACCCUCCCACACAGCCCUCGCGCCCGUCCUCAGAGCUCCUCCCACAAGCCCGUCAUCAUGGCGAUGAGCAGCGAUCCCGGCAGCGCGGGGCCAGAGCUCGACCCUGACUUCUCGAACCCCUCCACUGAGCAGACCACACUCGCUGACAAGAUGGCUGCCAUCACGAUAACGGACCCCUCCACUAACGGGCUGAGGAAUGGGGCUGGGCUGAAAAGGGCUUCAGCACAGAGGCCACACCUCUCAGGGAGGAAGAUGUCACUGCAGGAGAGAGGGACGCACUUAUCGCCACGUCGCCCCACUGUCGAGUCCAAGCGGGUGUCGAUCUCCGACUCACAGGACUAUAUCCAGCUUAACCAGUACAAACUGAAGUGUGAGAUUGGAAAGGGCUCGUAUGGAGUGGUCAAACUGGCCUACAACGAGGACGACGACAAGUAUUAUGCAAUGAAAGUGGUGUCCAAGAAGAAGCUGAUGAAGCAGUGUGGCUUUCCACGACGUCCUCCUCCUAGAGGCCCUAAAGCAGCGGCAGGUGAACAACCUAAAGUGCUCGGCCCCCUUGAGAGGGUCUACCAAGAGAUUGCCAUCCUGAAAAAGUUGGACCACCUCAACAUAGUCAAACUGGUGGAGGUGCUGGAUGACCCAGCGGAGGACAAUCUCCACAUGGUGUUUGAGCUAAUGCAGAAGGGGCCUGUGAUGGAAGUGCCUACAGACGGCCCCUUAACUGAAGAGCAGGCACGCCUGUACUUUAGAGAUAUCGUCCUGGGCAUCGAGUACUUGCACUAUCAAAAGAUCGUCCACCGGGAUAUCAAGCCGUCCAACCUGUUGCUGGGAGAUGACGGCCAUGUGAAGAUUGCUGAUUUUGGCGUUAGUAACCAGUUCGAGGGCAACGACGCCUUGCUUUCCAGCACUGCAGGGACUCCGGCUUUUAUGGCCCCAGAGACGCUGUCUGACAACCGCAAGAGCUUCAGUGGAAAGGCUCUUGAUGUGUGGGCAAUGGGCGUGACGCUCUACUGCUUUGUCUAUGGAAAGUGUCCUUUUAUCGACGAGUACAUCCUGGCUCUCCAUAAUAAGAUCAGAAUUAAGCCGGUGGAGUUCCCUGAGACGCCUCCUAUCAGUGAGGGUUUGAAGAACCUGAUCAUAAGAAUGCUGGACAAAAAUCCAGACAACAGGAUCACCAUUCCUGAGAUUAAGCUGGAUCCGUGGGUGACUCAGGAUGGUGCUGACACAUUGCCGUUAGAAGACGAGCACUGUACAGUGGUGGAGGUGACAGAGGAGGAUAUAGAGAACUCUGUUAAAUUUGUUCCCAGUCUGUCUGCAGUGAUCCUGGUAAAGGCCAUGUUGCGAAAACGUUCAUUUGGAAACCCUUUUGAGUGUCCCACAAGGAGAGAGGAGCGGUCCAUGUCUGCCCCAGGAGACCUGCUUAUGGAUUCGUGGCCGUUCCGGCCCUCUCUAAAACUGCACCCCUCUUUAAGCAGUGGAGAAGGUGGAAGAGAAGCAGAGUUGGAGGACCUGGAUGAAGAUGAACCACCGUCCUCUUCUGAUGAUCACUCAUAAUUCUAUGUGCUCAUCAGUCAAUCAGCUCAUCAUAUCUCCCCCUUACUACCCAUUCCUACUGUACAUGGAUACAUAAAUCAACCACUACACCAUGCUCCCGCUGCCUGGAAAUUUUUGAUUCUUCAAUAGAAAUUUCUUGAUCCUAAGCACCUCAACACUGAGCCCUGACUAAAUGCUCGACCCUUUUGUUUUUCUGUAUAUUGAUUUUCCAUCCAGCCACAUCCAACACAGAAGGCUUUUCCCAUAUUUCAGUGUGGGUGCCAUCCAGCUGACGUUCCUUCAGUGAUAUUAGUACAGGAGGAUCUUUCAAAACACGUUCCAGUUGCUGUGCUAGCUACAAAAGUGUACAAACUGUAUGAAAUUACCCGGUUUAAACAGGAAUUAUUCCAAGUCAUAAUAACAGACAUGUUAUGCC
This is a messenger RNA of Trichomycterus rosablanca, 2338 nucleotides long. RefSeq names its product calcium/calmodulin-dependent protein kinase kinase 1, alpha a (gene camkk1a). Gene Ontology annotation, molecular function: ATP binding; calcium/calmodulin-dependent protein kinase activity; calmodulin binding. Gene Ontology annotation, biological process: intracellular signal transduction; positive regulation of protein kinase activity; protein phosphorylation. The record is from RefSeq and is a predicted model, not a curated record. NCBI's taxonomy places the organism in Eukaryota, Metazoa, Chordata, Actinopteri, Siluriformes, Trichomycteridae. The transcript is spliced from 17 exons. The coding region runs from base 430 to 1923 and encodes 497 amino acids. Gene Ontology annotation, cellular component: cytoplasm.